AUGUCAAUACAUGAAGUACAAUCAUUUGAAUUGUUGACACAAGCCGAACAUGGAGAUGUGCAAGGAAGACAUUAUGAAUUUGAAAGGUAUUUGCCAACAUCACAUGACGUACAAGUACUACUAGUACCUGAACAUGUCUUACAAUUCGUAUCACAAAUUGAGCAAGUAGUUCCAAUGAUAAAAUAGUGAUCUUCACAAGUUUAACAUACAGAGUUAGAUGUGCAAGUAGCACACUAAGCAGGACAAGCUUAACAAUUUGAACCAGAUUUAAAAAAUUUAGGAAAGCAAGUUGAGCAAAUUUUUUAUAAUAUUAUGUUUAGACUACAAACUUUGCAUCCAUUUUAACAAGCAUUGCAUGAAAUAAUUAAAGAAUAAAAGCCUGGCUUACAUUCGUCACAUUUUGAUGCAUCGGGGCAACUUACACAAUUAGAUAUACAAUCUACACAUUAACCAUUAACUUCAACUUAUCCUUAAUUACAACUCCAAGUUACUAAAAUAGUUUAACGUGUCUUUACAUAAACAGUUCAUUAAAAUAAGGUAGAUUCUAAAUAUUUUGUCGGACAUUAAAAAAAUAAAUAAUAUAUUAGAAAUUGA
Molecule: messenger RNA, 594 nt
Organism: Paramecium pentaurelia
Lineage: Eukaryota; Ciliophora; Oligohymenophorea; Peniculida; Parameciidae
Source: the annotation of a GenBank genome assembly